Ostrea edulis (European flat oyster) is the source of this 2004-nucleotide messenger RNA. RefSeq lists its product as uncharacterized. Lineage: Eukaryota; Metazoa; Mollusca; Bivalvia; Ostreida; Ostreidae. The record is from RefSeq and is a predicted model, not a curated record.
GAUAGCUGAUCUCUCUCAUAGACUGCCGGUCUCUCUCAUAGACUGCUCAUUUCUCUCAUAGACUGCUGAUAUCUCUCAUAGACUGCUCAUUUCUCUCAUAGACUGCUGGUCUCUCUCAUAGAUUGCUGGUCUCUCUCAUAGACUGCUGGAGCGACUUCACUUGGAACUAUUGUACGAACUAACGUUACUCGCGUAACAAAUGAACAGGCAUUGUAUCAACAAUAGUGGCAUCAUUUCAACUUUGACCUUAACCCGUGAUGAACACACGCUAGCCCCUACUACUCCAAUGGUACACAAAGAUAAAAGAUGGCGGAGAAAGAGGCAACAGUUCAAAUCAAAGUGAGGAAUAGGAAUGGACAAGAACUGACCUGCGAAAUGUCCAAAGAACUUGCAAAUUUUUUGAAUAAUCCCAAUGGAGAUGCGAAGACAAAGCAAUCCAUUCUGAAACGUAUUUUCAACUCCCAGUCUCAGCCCCAUUCAGAAUCACCUGCCAUGACCACACAAUAUCCUGAGUCACCUGAGUCCCCGACUGCAAAUGCACUUGUUCCUGAACAUGUCAUUCCAUUGCCACAGACUGUUCCUAUGGAAGAUGGUGAUCAAAAGGUUCACAUAUGGGGCGAAAGUGAGGAAAAGCAGCUUAUUUCACUGAGAACAGAUAUGGAUGCGGACUUUCAUAGAAAUAAGAAUCAUGAAACAUUAUGGCAAAUUUUUUUUGAAAAAAUGAAUGCUGCAGGAAUUAAGGUUACUAAAAUUCAGAUUUUGAAUAAAUGGAGAAAUUUGAAAAGAAAGUAUAAGGAAACUAUAGACUUAAAUAAAAAAACUAGUAAUGAGAAACAUGAAUUCAAGUACCAAAAUGAAUUUGAUAAUUUGUUUGGACACAAGGCAUCAACAAAAGCAACGGUGUCAUUUGACAGUGGAGUAAAUGGAGAAGAUAAAAAGAAAGAAACAACUGAUGAUAAACCCGCUCGACCUAAAAAGCGCUAUGCAGAAAACCUGCUGAAUAAAAUGGAAAAUAUGAACAAAGAAAUGAGAAAACAGAUGGAGAGGCACCAGGAAGAAAAACUCAGACGCUUUGACAGAAUGCUGGACAUUUUUGAAAGAUCGGUUAAAAGUCAUGAUCAAAAGUGAACUUUAUAAUGUCCUAUGGGUGCCAAAACUUUUUUUUUGACCCGAGUUGAAAGUACUGUUUGCCUGCCAUUUGUCCUCCUAAAUUUUACAUCUGUCUGUUAACUUUUAAAAUCUUUUACUUCAACCAGUUUUCAACUAAAGCAUAUCUCGUACCUUAAAUAUUUUUAGCUUACCUAAGCCAAAGGUUCAAAUGGGCUUCUUGUUUAUUUUAUCAUGUAAUUUUUUUUAAACAUGCCUUCCCAUUCCCCCAUCUUUUGAACAAGAUUGAGUUACAAUAGGGGUUAAAAGUUUAACAUUGGUUAAUUAUUUAGAUUAGUUCUCUAAAAAAAUCUUUACAGAAACAAUAUGUGCACAAAGUGAAAUUUAUGUAAGAGCAUCCUUAUAUCAUGAAUAUAGUGUAGCCUUAAGUUUGUUCAGAUGGUCCUGAUGCAGUUAAAACUGAAGUUUGUUUAAUAUGCCCUCCACUCUUAUUAUUAAGGUAAUUUUUGUAGGUAUAGCCUUCAUGUCUCUCCUGCACGCUGUUAAUAUGAAUGUGAUGAUAAAUGUUGUUCAGGUGAGCAAUGUGGCGCAUUGGCUCAUCUUUCUUGUUUUAUGGUUACAAGGAGUAAAGGAAUAUUUUUGUGUUCAUAAACUUUUAUGUGUUAAAGUUAAACUACGUUUGCUGUUUAUAUUGACACAUGCACAUGUAUUAUCAUGAUGAACUGCAGUUCUAUAAAUGACAAUGAUGUAUCAGAGAUAGGACAUUUUGUCUGGGUGUCAGAGAGAGAGUGAAGUGAUUUUUGUAUUGUUAUUUGUUAUUUUUGUUGUUCAAAUUUUAAUUUUGUUAACUUUACUGUUCCUAAGAAAGAUAUUCUUUGAUAAACAAAAUUUGAUCAU